This is a messenger RNA of Dendrobium catenatum, 4404 nucleotides long. Its product is annotated as probable homogentisate phytyltransferase 1, chloroplastic. The transcript has 6 exons. Gene Ontology annotation, molecular function: transferase activity, transferring alkyl or aryl (other than methyl) groups. The record is from RefSeq and is a predicted model, not a curated record. Bases 3784 to 4200 code for a protein of 138 amino acids. Gene Ontology annotation, cellular component: membrane. Lineage: Eukaryota; Viridiplantae; Streptophyta; Magnoliopsida; Asparagales; Orchidaceae.
CUGAUAUGCGAGCAUCCGUUUUAAUACUGAGAGUACAAGGCUUAGGAGAGGCUAUAGAGUUAGCCCAACUGGUAGAGGAUAAGAACUCCUUGGAGAGGAGUGGCCAUAGCAGCAGUUUGGGAGUCUCCUACCACACUACCAAUACAUUUCUGACACCAAAAAUGCAGACGAUGCCUAUUCAGAAGGUAGACCCAAGGGUUAGAGGUCAAAGAGUACGACGAUGGAGGAACUUCAAGAGGUUGACUGAGUCAGAAAUUCAGUAGAAUAUGGCCAAAGGUUUAUGCUUUAGGUGUGAUGAGAAGUUCGCUCCAAGCCACGGUUUUAAGGGUCAUUCGUUACAGGACUUGAUAGUCAGCGAUAAGGAGAAAGAUGAUCACCUGCACUAAGAUGUUGCAGAGGUAUUCCUUACAUCAAUUGUCGGGUUCACAACGAGAACCACGCCAUGAAGGUUAAAGGGAAGAUCGAGCAUCAAGAGGUGGUAAUAUUGGUGGAUAGUGGAGCUACCCAUAACUUUAUUUCCAGCAGGAUGAUGGAUCAAUUGGGACUAAAAUUAGUGGGCAUGAGGGGGCUUUGGGAUUAUGCUAGGAACACGAAAAGUAGUAAGGAGUAGAGGAAUUUACAAAGGGGUGAUCCUAAUCCUUCCAGAGAUUUAGGUAUUGGAAGACUUUCUAGCAUUGGUUUAGGGGAGCACCGAUGUGAUACUGGGAAUACAGUGGCUUUAGAAGUUGGGGAAGACCAAUAUUGAUUGGAAUUCUCUAAAGAUGGAGUUCAAGCUUGAGGAGGAGAGUGGUUAUUAUGAUUUCACUCAAACGCAUGGCAAGGGCUCCAGGAGGACUUCUGCAACCUUUAGCUCUCUCUGAGAAGGUAUGGGAAGAGAUAACCUUGGAUUUCAUUGAAUGUUUGCUAAUAUCGGAGGGGGUUUCAGUGAUUUUAGUAAUAAUGGUUAAGUUGAACAAGUAUGCUCAUUUCAUUCUCCUGCGACACCCAUACAUGCUGGUUUCCAUGGCAACACGGGCUACAUGUAAUUCCGGAGUCUAUAGUGACAAAUAAAGACAAGGUGUUCCUGGCCAGUUUUGGAGAGAGAUAUUCAAGAUGCAUGGAACCGAUUUGAAGAGAAGUACAACAUAAUAUCGAUUGACGGAUUGGCAGACCAAGGUGGUGAAAAGGAGUGUAGAGAUUUAUUAGAGAUUUUUUGUCUUAGAAACACCCAAGGCCUCGGUAAAGUGGCUACCUUGGGUUGAGUAUUUGUAUAAUACAUCCUACCAUAGUACAGCGCAGACUACACCCUUCAAAAUCCUUUAUAGCAGAGGCCCUCCUCACCUAGUAUACUAUGGGAGCAAGAGCACUCUAGUUUCAUCAAUAGAAUAACAGUUGGUGGAACAUGAUAGAAUAUUGUGAGAGCUAAAGGGGAACCUACUAAGGGCACAAUAAAUUAUGAAGAAGCAGGCUGAUGAGCAUAGAAAGGAUGUGUAAUUCAAGGUGGAUGAUAAAGUAUAUUUACAAAUUCGACCGUACAAACAAAAGACCUUAUCUUGAGGAAAUGAGAAGUUAUCUCCACGGUACCAUGGGCCUUAUGAGGUCGUGAUCAUGAUUGGUGCCAUGACGUGUCGUUUGUAACUACCACCUACUUCCUCCAUACACCCAGUGUUCCAUGUGUCACAUCUAGAAAGUUAUUGGCAACCACAAUCCAUCAGUGAUGUUGUCAAUGGCCUUGAUAGAAGAAAUGGAAGUGAUCCUGGAUCCAAUAGAAGUCAGAGGAGUUUGCUCGAUAGUAGGAGUUAGAGAAGUGUUGAUCAAGUGGAAGGAUAUGCCCGACUAUGAAGCAACAUGGGAAUCGUAUCGGAUGAUUUAGCAUCAGUUUCUUUCAUUCUAUCUUGCGGACAAGGUUGCUCUUUGGGAGGAGUAUUAAUGGACCGGCAUAGCCAGUCUAGCCAAUCAACCUAGCCCUAGCAAGAGGGGUUGGUCUAGCUAGCGGAUGGAAGAGCCCUAUGGGCCCCACUAGUGUGGGCGGCAGGCAAGGAGAGAGGGGGCCUUAAAGGGAAUUAAUUCUACAUUUAAUUACUUUUCGUCGAAAAUCAAAAUUGGGAGGGAAUUAGGAAGGUUUAUUUAGGGAAAGAUGGCUGAUUUGAAUUUAGAUUUGGAAGGGAAUUAUGAAGACAUACUGAGGAUUAAUUAGUUUGUUCUAUUUUUAUUAUGGGAUUUGUGUUUUUGCUUUAGUUCUCUUUGGAGUUUUUCCUAGCGGCACCAAGGGUUUGUACAGAGUCGAUCUACCUCUCGAAUAGCAGAUCAACUUCUAUCUUGGUUAGUUGUCCCAAUAUUAAAAGACAUUAGCCCAUAAUUUCAUUUUUGUCUCUUUGAUUUCUGUUGUGUUUUCUCUUUGUUAUUGUUGUUUUUAGCUAUGUUGAGAUUAGAUUCGUAUCAAUUUCAUUCCUAUGUGUAAACAAAUCAACCUAUUCCAAUAAUGUAGGGAAACAUUUACAGUUUGGGGUCAUUGCCUGGCCCAAUUCAUUUGGUGAAACAAUAGAAAGAUCAUAGUCAUAUAAUAUCAGUAACUUCUUAGAGAAUGUAGUUUCAUAUUCUAUCCCAUGAAUCUUAUUUCAAUUCAUUGGAUAGUAUACAAAUUCUAUAUCUAACUAGCUCAUGAAGAAUCUCUCCUCAUCACCAAUAAUAUACUCUAAUACAACCGAUGGCCACUUCAGCGGCUCCUUUAGCUUCUUCUACUCAUUAAUUUCAAAAAUUAUUGUUCUAUAGUACUAAUCAAAUAGUUUAUCCUUGGUAGUUAUUUAUGAUCCAAAUGUCUUAGAGUAGAGCUAGAUUCGCUCCAUUAUUAGAAGCAAAAUUCUUCUAUAAGCUUCAAAAUAAUAAACCAUAUUUUAAACAACAUUGUAACAUUAGCAUUAUUAUAAUACAACUAUGUUUGCAUUAAAAAUGUUACCUUUUUCUUUAAGUUGUGAGUGCAUUUAGUGUUAAAACCAUGUUGCGCUAGCACUCCUCACUCCAAUCUUCUUUUCAUUUGAGUUAUCUAUAAUACCAAUCAUUCGAGCUUUAAACGAAGACAAUUUCUCUUCAUUUAUUGGGUGGAGAGGGUUAAUUGCACAUAGAUCCACUAGAAAUUUUUGACAAUGCUCGAUGGAUUUGUGUAAAUAUUUCGUUUUCUCCUUCGGCCUUUUAUUAUAUGUUACUCAUUCUACAUUUUCUUUAUUUCAAAGUUCAACUUCUUGGUGUCCUUAUUUACAAACUCUUAUCCUUUUUAUCAUAUAUACUUCUUCAAUCUUAACUCUUUUUGCGUCCUCUUUAUUUAUAAUCUCAAUAGAUGGAAUAGGUUUUUGAGUUUCCAUAACAACAUCCUCAUCAUUGUAUGACUUGGACUCAUUAUCAUGGCUCAUUUUGGUGACAAAUUCUCUUAUGUCCUCCUUUCAAUGAACAAAUUCAAUUAGAGCAUUUUGUUUUUGCUCAAUUCUUAGUUAUUUUUUCGUCAAUAUAUUCUUAAUAAAAAGCUCCUCUAGUUGAAUAGAGGGCAUAUGAUCACCUUAUUUCCUCUCUUCAUGCACCUCCUCCUUUGCUUUCUUAGUUUGAUCAUUUUUAAUAUUAUAUUGAACUUUAUGAAAAUUAAAAACUAAUUAUGAGUUUCUUUCUAACAUUCUUGAUAAAUAUUAUCAACUAAAGUAAAUAUUUUUUCCCCCACAGCUACCUUUUUUAAGAUGGAAGAAACGUGAAAUAACUGCAGCACUAUCCAUAAUUGCAGGCCGUGGAAUAGCUAUUCAAAUAUCAACUUUUCUUCACAUGCAGACCUUUGUUCUUGGAAGGCAGACUGACUUUUCAAGACCAUUAAUUUUGGGAACCAUUGUCGUGAGCAUGUUUUGCGUUGUGGUAGCAUUAUUGAAGGAUGUACCAGAUAUUGAAGGAGAUAAAAAAUUUGGCAUUCGUUCAUUAGCUGCUAGUCUAGGUCCAAAAAAGGUUUUUAGGAUUUGCAUUUGUCUCUUAGAGAUGGUUUAUAUCAUUGCAAUAGUGUUUGGAGCCACUUCUUCUCGCCCAUGGAGCAAGCUCAUAACAAUAUUGGGCCAUUCAGUUCUUGCUUUAUUCCUUUGGAAGCAAACCAUGUCUGUCGAUUUACAGAAUAAAUUUUCCGUGGAAUCCUUCCACAUUCUUAUUUGGCAGCUCUUAUCUGCUGAAUACAUGCUUCUUCCACUUGUGAGAUGAAACGAAAUUUGUUGAGUACCUGUGACAAAUUAUGUUCAAAUUAUAUACACUUUCAAACAACUAGAUUUUGCAUUGUAAUAACCAAAUUUAGAGCAGCAUUAAUUUCUCUCUUAAGUACAUGAUGCAUGUCUCUCUUUAAUCCUUAAGAAAUUUCUGCUGCAACUUAGCAGCAUUAAGUAUCCCAAGCAAAUUAUCUCUCUUAUG